Molecule: messenger RNA, 792 nt
Organism: Lecanosticta acicola
Lineage: Eukaryota; Fungi; Ascomycota; Dothideomycetes; Mycosphaerellales; Mycosphaerellaceae
Source: the annotation of a GenBank genome assembly
AUGGCAUCAACGCUCAAAACCAUCGAGCAUCACCUGCCAGACGAUGAUUACGACUCCGACGAGAUUGUGGUGAAGCAGCCCACGGAGAGGGUUCCGCUGCGCCCGCACUCCACCAACACGCGUUCCUCUUCUCCGGCGACGUCCGACCACAUCAAGCUGCAAUCCCACGCACCAAAGCCACAGCGAGUGACGACAGACCAGACCGAGAACCAACCGCCCGAUGAUGAAUACGAUUCCGAUGAGAUUGUGGUAACGCGGCCGUCUGACGCAUCUGCGCCCUCGAGGCAGUCACCUGACUCAGCCCCUCCCGAGAAGCCCGCCAUCCCGAGCAAGAGGAAGACCUCGGCGCCCAACACAUCCACAAAGAGGAAGACUCCCGCACCCAAGACAUACUCCAAGAAGAAAUACCCGAGGAAGACAGUCGAGGAGCCGCAGGUCCUUGAAGUGAGCCCGGUUGCGACGAGGACAGCACCAGCGCCAGCGACUCCAGCUGCACCUCCUGUCGACAGCGACUCCGAUGCAGAAGUGUCCGGUGUCGAGAGCGUCCUGCCCAGCGGGUUCCAGCCUCGCACUGCGGUCACUGAGCGCGAGACGCCCACGCCCCUCCCACCUGCCGCCGAACCAUCCCCGCGCACGCUCCGCAGCCAGCGCAAGGUGCCCGCCGCUUCAUCCAAGGCCCGCGAGACGGCGAACAGCAGCAGGAAGAGGAAGCUUAACAACUUGUCCGCUGUGGUCGAGGAAGACGACGAGGACAACAUCAACGUGAAGAGUGCGGCUACAAAUCGGACAUAG